Brassica rapa (field mustard) is the source of this 2335-nucleotide messenger RNA. RefSeq names its product NEDD8-like protein RUB3. NCBI's taxonomy places the organism in Eukaryota, Viridiplantae, Streptophyta, Magnoliopsida, Brassicales, Brassicaceae. The record is from RefSeq and is a predicted model, not a curated record. Gene Ontology annotation, molecular function: protein binding.
AUUAUUCUUUUUAUACGAGAAUAAAGUAAAAUAUAGAGACAAUUAUUGUGUACUAUUAGAGAUAUCUUAAAUGCAUGUAAUAGAUGCAAUGUGAAUAUAGCCAUGUAAUGACGUAAGAAUAGUAAUUAGUAGAUGGCAAGUAGUUAUCAUUUGAUUAGUCAAUUAUUAUCAUUAGAUUUGAUUCAGAAAUAAGUUAGCUGCCUAAGCUGCCACGUGGGGGUGGCAAACGUUGGAUGCUCCGUGGGGCGGCAAUGGUGGACUCCGCGUUCGUGUCACGUGGCCUUCUCUUUGAUUCAAACGAGUACAAUGGAGAAUGGCACGCGCCGUGUGUUCGAGCGUGAGUGCACUGAUCCAAUUAAGAAUAGUUUUGUAAAGAGACAAUUAGCCAAACACCUGAAUCUAAGAGUAUGUUUAUUGCAGGUUUUUUAGGUUAAGUUUUUAUCGUAAUAUAAAGUUUCUUAGUUUUUAAUUAAAAACUUGAAUAAUAAUUUAUCGGAACAAGUUACAAAAUUUUGGAUGGAUUUACAAAAAUUAAAAUUAUUAUGAUUUUUGUUUCUAUCUUAGGAACUUAAACCAUUAAACUUUGGUGGUAUGUUAAUAAAAUUUGGUUCUAAAACACCAAAUGAGUAUUUGAAACGUUAAUUGUUGGGAUGUACAUUAAUCUGCUAAAAUCUACUAAUUAAAUAUGUAAAAUAAGAAAUUUUUUAAGAUAUCAAUUUUAUAGUUUUUGUCACAAAAAUAACAUUCAAUGAAAAAAAUGACCAAAAUAAAUUUUAUUAGACUCAAAAAAUAUAUUUUAUUCUAGAAUUAACUAAUCUAAAUUUAAGGUUUAGAGUUAAGGGGCAAAGUUUUGGGAUAGAGUUUCAAAUUUUAAAAAGUAAAUAUUAAAAAUUUCAAAAUAAAAAGAGUUUUGGUUUUAUCUGAGUUUAUCUGAGAGUAUCUGAGUUUCAGAUUAAUAAAAAUUAUGGAUUUAUCUGAGUUUUUCCUUUUCCUUAAAAAAGGAAGAAUGUAUUCCAAAAAUUGACCUUAUUCCUAAAACAAAAAGUUAAGGCUGCAACUGGAUUGACCAUUUUUGGAAUGGAAUGUUUUGGAAUGAUCAAUUCCAUUAAUUCCAUAAAAAAAUUUACCAUUUAACAUGAAUGGAAUGGAAUGCUCAUUCCAUCAAUUCCAAAAAAAUCUAAUCAAAAUACAAAGUAAAACAUUCCAAAACAAUUUUGAUAAGGAACAAAUGGAAUGAAUCCAUUCCAUUUUUCUACUGCAUUCCAUUCAUCUUAUUCCAUCCCUUUUUAUUCCAUGUAUUCCUUUCUUGAUUUACCAGUUACAGCCUAAAACCUCUAGUGGGUGGGCUUAUUCCAAAUCACUAAGUCUCCGGUGGAUAUGUAUAUAUAUAUAAUACACACAAUGCAAGGAUGAAUCAGAUAUAGAGAGCGAUAGAAAAAAAUUGAGCUCUGAGGAAAGAAAAUAAAGAUGAUAGAAAUCAAAGUGAAGACUCUGACAGGUAAAGAAAUAGGAUUUGAGAUUGAUCCAGUGGACACAAUUGCUAGAAUCAAGGAAAGAAUUGAAGAAAUAGAAGGGAUUCCUCCUCUUCAACAAAGGAUCAUCUACACUGGUAAACAACUUGCUGAUGACCAAACCGCCAAACAUUACAACGUCGAACGUGGUUCUGUUCUUCAUCUUGUUCUUGCUCUUAGAGGUGGGUUUUGAUGUUCUAAUACCCUAUUCAGUUUACGGCUAUAAACUAGGGUUUUGAUCUAGUUUUUUUUUUGGUGCAAAGGUUUUGAUCUUUUUUAAUUGUUCUUUUGCUAAUCGAUCGGUUGUUUAUGUCUAUUGACUAUUGGUUUGUCUUUUUUCGGUUGGAUUUGUUGAUAUUAAUUGACGCUGUUCAUGGAAAUCUCUCCUCAUCUAAUGGCAAACAAACAAAAAAACAAUAUCAUAUUGGUUAUUUUCUUCAUUAAUUGUUGUUAAUAUGGGAGUGUUACUCACCAGAAACAUCGAUAAUAUCAGAUUUGUUGUUGAAACCUCAAAACCCUAACUACUAAAAAUCUGUUUGUUACGUAUAAGCUGCAUGUGUUAUAGUUCUAUACGAAUUGCCAAAUUUUGUGAGACGAUAAGAUCUGAAAAUCAUCCAGCUCACACCAAACUAGAAUGUCGAACCAUGUACUAUCUUCAUCAAUCGCACAACCAAAACCAUGUAUUCAUGACAGAAACUCAACUCGAACGUGUCAACUUUUAAGGGAUUACAAUGCCGGAAAAAAAAGGAUAAAAAAGGAUCCCUCGUUAAGAGGUUACAUAAAGAACCAUCUCAAUAUAACCGAACGGCCAAAAAGAAAAAAAA